AAGCAACAUAGUUGUAUGUGCUGCGUUGGGAACGUUAAAUUUCCUGCACGACGCGGCCAUUCACGAAUUCCACGCAGGGAAAAAGGGAGGAGGGCGAGAGGACUGAUAACUCUUCCAGGUUUCAUGCUGACGGGAUCGACUUCCUCUGGGACGAGCUUCCUGGUGAAAAACCGGCACGAGGAACGUCUGGAUCGAGCGCACGACUUCCUCGGGGUCGCUAAACGAGGCUCGGCAAUCGCUAUGAAAUGGAAACGGGAGUGGAAAAUUAGUCCGAUUGCGGUUCGCCGUUCACCGAUAUCCGUGGAAGUAACUAAGGUGUAGCCGUAACCGAUGAACGAAAGCGUGACAAUAUGCAGAGAGAGACUAAGGAAAGACACCGCAAUUGUUUCCCACAAUGGCAACGACGUGUAACGCGAUAAAUGA
Messenger RNA from Ceratina calcarata, 423 nucleotides. RefSeq lists its product as uncharacterized. The transcript has 2 exons. The record is from RefSeq and is a predicted model, not a curated record. Lineage: Eukaryota; Metazoa; Arthropoda; Insecta; Hymenoptera; Apidae. The coding region runs from base 16 to 321 and encodes 101 amino acids.